UCUAUACAAUAAACGAAACAUGGCCGAUGGAAAAUUAGAAAAGAUGGAAAAGGACUAUAGUCCUCAGGUUGAUGUACUCAUCCCUGAAACUGAAGCCCUCGUCAAGCAAGGAAAACUUAGUGUGGCCCUCGAAAAGAUUCUUUUGCUUGAGAAGCAAGCGCGCAAUGCUGCAGAUCAAGCAUCAACUGGCCGUCUACUCGUUCAAGCCGUCAAGCUUUGCCACCAGGCCGGCGAUUGGAAGGCAUUGAACGAGCAGAUCAUCUUGCUUUCCAAGAAACAUGGCCAGCUCAAGGCGGCUACCACCAAGAUGGUACAAGAAGCAAUGUCUUAUCUUGACACUACACCCAACAAAGAAGCCAAGCUCGAGUUGAUUGAUACUCUCCGCACUGUUACUGAUGGAAAGAUCUACGUUGAAGUUGAGCGGGCACGCGUCACACGUAUGCUGUCAAAAAUACGUGAGGACGAGGGUAAGACAACCGAAGCUGCGGAUAUCCUCCAGGAGCUCCAGGUGGAGACCUUUGGAUCCAUGGAUAAGCGUGAGAAAGUCGACUUUAUUUUGGAGCAGAUGCGCUUGUGUUUAGCAAAGCAUGACUAUGUCCGAACACAAAUUAUCUCAAAGAAGAUUAACACAAAGUUCUUCUUGGAAAAGGAGAAUGAGGAUCUUAAGCUUCGUUAUUAUGAUUUGAUGAUCCAACAUGCAUUACAUGAGGGUCAACACUUGAAUGUGCACAAGUUCUACAAACAAAUCUAUGACUCCGAGUCUAUCAAACUCGACGACAAUAAGUGGAAAGAGGCUCUUCAACAAGCUAUCCUCUUUAUCAUUUUGUCUCCUUAUGACAAUGAGCAAUCUGAUCUUUUGCAUCGCAUAUACCAGGACCCCAAGACUGCUGAUUUGCCAAUUUACAGUGAGCUUGUCAAGCUGUUCGUUACAGACGAGUUGAUGCGAUGGCCCAUGAUCGAAGACAAGUAUGGGGAAUUGCUUGGAAAGACUUCUGUUUUCAAAAAGUCUGCAGAAGAUGGUCAGAAAAGAUGGAAAGAACUUCACCACAGAGUGAUUGAACACAACAUCAGAGUGAUUGCAAAGUAUUACACCCGUGUCUCUACUAAGCGUCUGGGCCAAUUGUUGGAUCUCAACGAAAAGGAUGCCGAAGAAUCUCUGUCAAAGUUGGUAGUUUCGAAGACUAUAUAUGCUAGAAUUGAUCGUAUGGCUGGAAUUGUAUCCUUCCAAGUCAAGAAAGAUGCCAACCAGACAUUGAAUGACUGGUCAAGUGACAUCAACUCGCUUCUUAACUUGGUUGAGAAGACAUGCCAUUUGAUUUCAAAGGAGGAAAUGGUGCAUAGCAUUGCCAAGGUUAUGUAAAUAGUGGAUACGAUUUUUUUAGGUUUAGUAUGGACACCUCAAAUAAAGGAAAUUAGCAUAUGUAACUUUUAUGUUUUCCAAUUUAAAGAAUAACAAUACAAGCACAUAUCUUUGCAAUCUAUAAU
Phycomyces blakesleeanus NRRL 1555(-) is the source of this 1485-nucleotide messenger RNA. RefSeq lists its product as hypothetical. Gene Ontology annotation, cellular component: cytoplasm; proteasome regulatory particle, lid subcomplex; nuclear proteasome complex. The record is from RefSeq and is a predicted model, not a curated record. Lineage: Eukaryota; Fungi; Mucoromycota; Mucoromycetes; Mucorales; Phycomycetaceae. The coding region runs from base 20 to 1360 and encodes 446 amino acids. The transcript is spliced from 11 exons.